AUGGGUUGCGGAGUUACAAAAGUAUCAAAGCAUUCAGUUGAAGUACCAGGCAAAGUCAAUAAAGCUGAUAAUCAAGAGUCAAAUUUCUCCCCAGGAGCAUUCCUACAGCGACACAUGGGAAAACUCUCUGAAAACUACCAAGAAGUUCGAAAACUUGGUUCCGGCGCCUUUGCUGAUGUCAAGCUUUUCAUAUACAAGCCAAGUAAUCAAAACCGUGCUGUUAAAAUCAUUCACAAAGCCGGUCUAAGUUCUCAACAAAUGGAUUCUACCUAUAUGCUCAAAGAAAUCAGUGUCUUAAGCUCCUUAGAUCAUCCAAACAUUCUUAAAUGCUACGAAAUUUUCGAAGACCCCUGAAAGUUUUACGUAGCAACUGAAUUCUGCGCAGGGGGAGAAUUAUUCGACAAAAUAAUCGCAAUGAGCAAAUUUUCAGAGCGUGAGGCCUCCACCAUAAUGCGUCAAGUAUUUUCAGCCGUUUCCUAUUGCCAUGAGAAAAAUGUUAUUCAUAGAGACUUAAAGCCAGAAAAUAUUUUACUAGAAGACAGCACAGGCUCCCUUAAUAUAAAAAUCGCAGAUUUCGGCAGUUCUUGUUUUCUCGACAAAAACAGAAAAUUAAGUGGCUGUUUUGGGUCUGCUUAUUAUGUAGCCCCAGAAGUGCUAUCAGGUGCUUAUAAUGAGAAAUGCGACGUAUGAAGCUGUGGGAUCAUUAUGUUUAUCCUCUUAACCGGAAGACCUCCAUACCAUGGAAGAGACCAAACUUUAAUCCUCAAGCAGGUUAGAGAUAACCCUAUACGAGUAACCCCUGAAAGAUGCCCAGGAAUUUCAAGCGAGGCUGUCAAUUUGCUUCAAAGACUUCUCGAAGUGGACCCAAACUCCCGUAUUUCUGCACGUGAUGCAAUUACUCACAUUUGGGUUCAAAAUUAUAAGUCAAACGAAAACAGCCACCUUGAAGUGGCUUUGGAUGAUCUCAAACAAUUCCAUUCUAAAAGCAAGCUAAAGAACGCUGUCCAUAUCUUUUUAGCAACUCAGCUAAUUUCUCAUGAAGAAACUAAAAGGCUGAAGGAAAGUUUCUUAGCUCUUGAUAAAAAUGGGGAUGGGAAAAUCAGUAGGGCAGAGCUAUAUGCAGAGUAUAGAAAACAUAUGAGUGAAAGUGACACACAAGAGACUGUAGAGAAAAUUAUGAAAGAAGUAGAUUCAGACCAUAGCGGAAAUAUUGAUUAUUCAGAGUUUUUGAAAGCGUGCUCAGAUUAUAAUAAAUUGGUUUCAAGAGAGAAUUUAGAAACGGCGUUUAGGAUGUUUGAUAAGGAUGGAAGUGGUGAUAUCACGGCUGAUGAGCUUAAAGAGGUGCUAGGAAGAGAGUUGCUUGUGGAGGACGCUUAUUGGAGCCAAAUUGUGUCUGAGGUGGACGCAAAUGGUGAUGGGGUGAUUGAUUUAAAAGAGUUCAUAAAUCUGAUGACAGCAAAAAAUUAA
This is a messenger RNA of Blepharisma stoltei, 1467 nucleotides long. The record is from the annotation of a GenBank genome assembly. Lineage: Eukaryota; Ciliophora; Heterotrichea; Heterotrichida; Blepharismidae.